Messenger RNA from Didymodactylos carnosus, 1497 nucleotides. Lineage: Eukaryota; Metazoa; Rotifera; Eurotatoria; Philodinida; Philodinidae. The record is from the annotation of a GenBank genome assembly.
AUGACGAAUAAUACCAAUAACAGCAUUAAUAAAUCUCUCAAUGGAGAUGAUGAAUUGACAUUAGAAAUUCCCGUAUGGGUACAAGGAAAGCGAAAGUGGGUAACCGGCAUAACAAAAAAGACAACAUUUGACGAUUUGAUUUACGCUUUGUUACAACAAGCUGAUUUGUUAACAACUAAUAAUAGUGUUUCGGGUUUUGCGAUUGCUGAAUGUAUUCAAAUUGUUAGUUCAUCAUUAUCGUCAAAAGACAAUACAUCAUCAAUAAAUGAUUCGUUAAUAACUCAACGUAUAAUUAAAGGACGUUCAAAAGUAAUGAAAUCAUAUAAAAAUUGGCAAUUUGAUAAAUUACCGUUAACUAUCUUACAGUUAAUAACGAUAAAACAAUCAUCGGUCGAUAAUAAGUUUCGUAGUAAGGUAAAGAAAUUUCUAUCAACAAAAACGUCAACACCAAAUCAACCAUUAUCAUCAUCAUUUUCUGACUCGUCGUUACCUUGUACAUUGGGUAUAAUAAAACCAACAACACCAAAAUUAUCGCAUGCAUCAUCGUCACCAAUUCCAUAUCAACAUCAACUUAAUGAAUUAAAUGAAUGUUCAAACAUACUAGAACGUCAACAGCGACUACUCAAUUAUUUAGAUGAAAAAAUACAUCAAACUCAAUAUAAUGUUUUAUCUCAUGAACAAUUAGCAACAGUAGCAGCUUCAACAAAAUGGCAAAAUGACAUGUCGAUAGAUAAUUCAGUACAUCCUCAAGAUGUGUCACUUUUAUUUUCAAAUGUUCAUGAUAAACAACAAUUGUAUACCACUACACAAUUGUGUAAUCAAAUUUUACGUUUACAAGAUCGAAUUAAUGAACAAUCAAACAUAUUAUAUGAUGUUGAACGAGCAAUAUCAAAUGAAUUAAACAGUGUUUUAUUCUAUCAACAAGAUAAUACUUAUGAUACAUUGCCAAUAACAUUAAAUAGUUCGGCCUACGGUACAAUUACGACAACAAAUAGUAAUAAUCUAAACACUAAUUCUGAAACACCGUCUGAUGUUACCACUUUAAAAAAUUCUAUUUAUCGUAGUCGCGAAGUAACAAGGCUUCAAUGUAAAGAAAUGCAUGAUUUAGAUUUAUGUCUACGUGAAAGUGACAUUGUUAUUGGGAAAAAAAUUGACGAUUUAAAAUAUCUUGAACACGAAACUCAAUCAUCGCAUAAUAAUAACAAUAACAACCUUCAUGUUCGCUCAAUGACACCGAAUUAUAAUUGUUUUUAUAGUAAUCAGUCUAAUACCGUCGAUGAAUCUCAGCAACAGUUGAACUAUAACACAAUUUCGCAUGAUCAUCUAAACAACUCAAUAGGUCUAACAAUAAUGGAUUCACAUAAUUUAUACUCAAGAGAUGAUUCAAAAAUAACAAAAGAAGCUGAUGAUGAUAGUGGAAUUAAUUCGUUGAUAUCCGAUGAUAGUAAUAUGGUAAACGGACAUCAAACAAAACCUUGUUUAGAAACACUAGUAUAA